CACUCUCUUCCUUCUUAUUAGAUAUUUCAUCUUACUGCAGGGCAUAGAAUCAAUAGGAGCUUCUCCUUAGGGAGCUGCUGUGAAUCAGGCAAGGACAGAAGGAAUUAAGACACUAACAGACUCUUGCUUUCACAAAAGAUGUAGUGUUUUGUUUUGUUUUUUUUUGUUUUGUUUUUUGUGCUGCAUCGUAUAUGCAUGUUAUCCAGAAAGAGCAGACUUAGAUCACCAGUGCUUCCUUACUGAUGCCUUGGAAUCAGAAGCCAUACUGCAGAGCUGUGAAAGUGCUUGGGAGAUGAGAAGGUUGCUUGAAUUCUGGAUAUUCUCACAUCUACAGGACAAACCUGUUAGAGCAUUGUCUUUGCCACCAUUUGCUCUGUGGUUGGGUUGGGUUGUGUGUGUGUGUGUGUGUGUGUGUGUGUGUGUGUGUGUGUGUGUGUGUGUGUGUGUGUGUGUUGGUUUGGGGGGGUGUUGUUUUCUAGCAUUUAAAGAUAUCUAAAGAAGAAACUAUAAUCUUAACGAUGCAGCAUUUGCUUUGCCUUUGAUGCAAAAGACUGUAAUACUUAUUCUUCAGAACGAAAUAAGUUGAAGAAAAAACAGCCACACUACAGAGAAGACAGGUUUCACGGAUUCCAGGAACACAGAUUCCAAGCAUAUUGCCUAUAUGCUUUGAUUGAUAGAUACAGUAUUAGCUUCUGUGCUGCGUGUGUGUGUCUGUGUCAGGUGCCUGAGGAUGCAAUGUGACUAUGUGUACCAAGCCAGAAAUCUAAGCAUCUUUAUUUGAUGUUACUUGCUUGUAAAGUAGCAUUUAAGGAGAAUUCUUAUACUUAGAACAAUACUCUGCUUCUGAAAGCUUCUGAUUUUUGUUUGUAAAGAGGGUUGGAGGAGCUGCCUUUAUGUGACAACAGUGGUGUAUGGAUUGUAAAAGGAAACUUAGCAGAAUUUUGACAGCAUACUCAUCAGUGUGGCUCUCGUUUAAAAGAGAAACUACCUCCUCCAGCCAGGGAAAUGGCUUUUCUUGUUCGCUGUUAUGCCAAUUGUCUUCAACCAUGGGCCUCCAAACUUCCAGCUGAUCUUACCAAGAUGCACCUCACAGACAACCCUCAUCCACAGGUGACUCAUGUGUCUUCUAGUCAAUCUGGCUGUAGCAUUGCCAGUGACUCUGGGAGCAGCAGUUUAUCCGAUAUCUACCAGGCUACAGAAAGUGAAGUAGGAGAUGUAGACUUAACACGUCUUCCAGAAGGACCUGUUGAUUCUGAGGAUGAAGAAGAUGAGGAAGAGGAGAUUGAUCGAACAGAUCCACUGCAAGGUCGAGAUCUUGUUCGAGAAUGUCUUGAAAAGGAACCUGCAGACAAAACUGAUGAUGAUAUUGAACAGUUACUUGAGUUCAUGCACCAGCUCCCUGCAUUUGCAAACAUGACUAUGUCUGUAAGGAGAGAACUCUGUUCUGUCAUGAUUUUUGAAGUAGUGGAGCAGGCCGGGGCUGUUAUUCUUGAAGAUGGGCAGGAGCUUGACUCAUGGUAUGUCAUUUUAAAUGGCACUGUAGAAAUUAGUCAUCCAGAUGGGAAAAUUGAAAAUCUCUUCAUGGGAAAUAGUUUUGGAAUUGUCCCCACUCUAGAUAAGCAGUACAUGCAUGGAGUUGUCAGGACUAAAGUUGAUGAUUGUCAGUUUGUCUGUAUAGCCCAACAAGAUUAUUGGAGGAUUUUAAAUCAUGUGGAAAAAAAUACCCAUAAAGUUGAGGAAGAGGGAGAAAUUGUCAUGGUACAUGAGCACCGAGAACUAGACCGAAGUGGAACGAGGAAAGGACACAUUGUAAUCAAGGCAACACCUGAGCGUCUCAUCAUGCAUUUGAUAGAAGAACAUUCUAUUGUGGACCCAACAUAUAUAGAAGAUUUCCUAUUAACUUAUAGGACAUUUCUUGAAAGUCCUUUGGAUGUUGGGAUCAAGCUUUUGGAAUGGUUUAAGAUGGACAGCUUAAGGGAUAAGGUGACCCGGAUUGUGCUCUUAUGGGUAAAUAAUCAUUUUAAUGAUUUUGAAGGUGAUCCUGCUAUGACUCGAUUUCUAGAAGAAUUUGAAAAAAAUCUGGAAGAUACAAAAAUGAAUGGUCACCUCAGGUUAUUGAAUAUUGCCUGUGCUGCAAAAGCUAAGUGGAGGCAAGUUGUGCUACAGAAGGCAUCCCGUGAGUCACCCCUGCACUUCAGCCUUAAUGGAGGCAGUGAGAAAGGAUUUGGUGUCUUUGUUGAAGGAGUAGAACCUGGUAGCAAAGCUGCUGAUGCAGGACUGAAACGUGGUGAUCAGAUAAUGGAAGUCAAUGGACAAAACUUUGAAAAUAUUACAUUUGGUAAAGCUCUUGAAAUUUUGAGGAAUAAUACUCAUCUUGCACUUACUGUGAAGACCAACAUUUUUGUGUUCAAAGAAUUGCUCAGUAGGACUGAACAAGAGAAAUCUGGUGUUCCUCAUAUUCCCAAAAUUGCUGAAAAAAAAAGUAAUCGCCAUUCAAUCCAAGAUGUCCCAGGAGAUAUCGAACAAAUACCACAGGAGAAAGGAAAUAAGAAAAUUAAAGCAAAUACCGUUUCAGGUGGAAGAAACAAAAUCAGAAAAAUUUUGGAUAAAACACGAUUUAGUAUCUUGCCUCCAAAGCUAUUUAGUGAUGGAGGCCUGAGCCAAUCACAAGAUGACAGCAUUGUGGGAACCAGACACUGUAGGCACAGUCUGGCUAUUAUGCCAAUCCCUGGAACACUCUCAUCAAGCAGCCCAGACCUCUUGCAGCCCACCACUAGCAUGUUGGACUUUUCCAAUCCUUCAGAUAUUCCUGAUCAAGUUAUAAGAGUUUUCAAAGCAGAUCAACAAAGUUGCUACAUUAUCAUCAGUAAAGAUACCACAGCUAAAGAAGUGGUCUGCCAAGCCAUUCAGGAAUUUGGUUUGACUGGUACAUCUGAGACAUACUCUCUCUGUGAAGUUUCUGUUACUCCUGAGGGUGUCAUAAAGCAGAGAAGACUUCCGGACCAGUUCUCCAAAUUAGCUGAUAGAAUUCAACUCAAUGGAAGGUAUUACCUAAAAAAUAACAUGGAAACAGAAACAUUAUGUUCUGAUGAAGAUGCCCAGGAACUACUUAAGGAAAGCCAACUGUCCAUGCUGCAGCUCAGCACCAUUGAGGUUGCCACCCAGCUGUCAAUGAGGGACUUUGAUUUGUUUCGUAAUAUUGAGCCUACUGAAUACAUUGAUGAUCUUUUUAAAUUAGAUUCCAAGACAGGAAAUACUCACUUGAAACAAUUUGAGGACAUUGUAAACCAAGAGACAUUCUGGGUUGCCUCAGAGAUUUUAAGUGAAUCCAAUCAGCUCAAAAGAAUGAAGAUUAUUAAACAUUUUAUUAAAAUUGCCCUCCAUUGUCGAGAAUGCAAGAAUUUCAAUUCCAUGUUUGCAAUAAUAAGUGGCUUGAACCUGGCACCUGUAGCACGACUCAGAGGCACUUGGGAAAAGUUACCAAGCAAAUAUGAGAAACAUCUCCAAGAUCUACAAGACCUUUUUGAUCCAUCUAGAAACAUGGCAAAAUACAGAAAUAUUCUUAGUAGUCAAAGCAUGCAGCCUCCAAUUAUUCCACUCUUCCCUGUUGUCAAGAAAGAUAUGACAUUUCUUCAUGAAGGAAAUGACUCCAAAGUAGACGGCUUAGUAAACUUCGAGAAAUUAAGAAUGAUUGCCAAGGAAAUCCGUCAUAUUGUUCGAAUGACUUCUGCUAACAUGGACCCUGCCAUGAUGUUCCGACAAAGGAAGAAGAGGUGGCGGAGUCUGGGGUCACUGAGUCAAGGCAGCACAAAUUCAAACAUGCUGGAUGUUCAGGGAGGUGCUCACAAGAAAAGAGCACGCCGAAGCUCCCUUCUGAAUGCCAAGAAGCUAUAUGAAGAUGCUCAAAUGGCAAGGAAAGUGAAACAGUAUCUUUCUAGUCUGGACAUAGACACAGAUGAGGAAAAGUUCCAGAUGAUAUCACUGCAGUGGGAGCCUGCAUAUGGUACCUUGACAAAGAACUUAACUGAAAAAAAGUCAGCCAAGUCAUCUGAAAUGUCUCCUGUGCCUUUGAGGUCAGGUGGCCAAACAUCAAAAGUCUACCUGCAUCAGCCGCACAGAGUGAGCCAGGUGCUUCAGGUGCCAGCAGUUAAUUUGCACCCCAUCAGAAAGAGAGGACAAGCCAAAGACCAUGUGCUGAGUGCAAGUUUCCCUCAGAAAGGUUUAGGACUAACUGAAGAAGUGAGUGGUAAGAAACACACAGAAGACACUGUUUCUGUGGCAUCCUCCCUGCAUUCUAGCCCUCCUGCAUCUCCUCGAAGUUCCCCUCGCAAAGGUUACACACUCAUACCAUCAGCUAAGUCUGACAACUUUUCUGACUCCAGCCACAGUGAAAUCUCCUCUCGGUCCAGCAUUGUGAGCAACUGUUCCGUGGACUCUAUGUCUGCAGCUCUGCAGGAGGAACGCUGUUCUGCCCACACCCUAGCAGUUCCUGAACCCACAACAGGAACAUUGGAAAAGAUAGAUCACCCUUCAGGGAUCAGAGAGCACAGUCAGACUGGUCAUGGGUGGAUGCUGUCAAAGCCAUCUCUUAUCAAGGGUGUAGCUGUCUCGUCUUCUCUGAGCAGUGAAGAGAUGUCUCAUGAGCAUGUUGUGCUGGAAGCAGCUGACAGUGGACGGGGCAGUUGGACUUCCUGCUCCAGCAGCUCCCAUGACAACUUCCAAAGUCUUCCAAACCCAAAAAACUGGGACUUUCUGAACACUUACAGGCACACACAUUUAGAUGACCCUAUUGCAGAGGUCGAGCCCACUGACUGUGAGCCCUGUGCUUGUCCUAAAGGCUGCUCAAGAACUUGUGGCCAGUGCAAAGGCAGCCUGGAGACAUCCCAGCUGAGGCAGAGUUGGGCCUCUUCGAGCUCACUCUCUGACACAUACGAACCGAACUAUGGGACAGUAAAGCGGAGGGUAUUGGAAAGUGCCCCAGCAGAGGCACCUGAUGGCUUGGAGCCCAGGGAUGCCACUGAUCCUGUUUAUAAAACUGUCACUUCCAGUACAGACAGAGGUUUGAUUGUGUACUGUGUCACCUCACCCAAGAAAGGUGAUAGGUAUAGGGAGCCACCUCCCACUCCUCCAGGAUAUCUGGGAAUUUCUUUAGCGGACCUAAAGGAAGGACCCCACCCUCAUCUAAAACCUCCCGACUAUAGCGUGGCAGUGCAGAGGUCAAAGAUGAUGUUUAACAGCCUGUCUAGACUGCCGCCAGCUCCUCCCAGUAGCCACACCUUGGCCUGGGUUCCCAUGAAGACCGGAUCCCAACCUCACAGGCAUAGCUUGCAGCCGUCCCAUCCCAAACUAGCAGGUGUGACUGAUGCAGAUAGCGAAGCAGAUGAAAAUGAGCAGGUGUCCGCGGUCUAGUCUUUGGAUGCCCAUUGGAGCCCACUGGAAGUCAGGAGCAUAGACAAGAGCUCGUGGUUCAGCAGACCAAAGCCAACAGCUCAGCUGCUGCCACCAACCCUGGGGUUUCCUCGCUGAGCUGAGGAUGCGCUCUUCUGAGUCCUGCUUCCUUUUCUUCUGUCCCUGCAGGUGCAGUUUCCUUAACUGGAUGUUGCACCUGAUCCCAGCCUACACUUUGCACAUCACUCCUGCCUUGGGACUACAUUCAAGCUCAGAGUUCCCCUGUAUAUCACUAUAGGUCUCUCUUUUUGUAAAUCAUUUUAAAGAUAGUGGUAUUAUUAUUUCCAAGCCGUAGCUUGGGCUAAAGGACACAUUCAAAAUGUCUGCCAAUACCAAGGAUAGUCUUGUGUAUUUGAAAAGUAACUUAUUUAAAGUAUUGUGGUUUUGUUUGUAUUCAAGAGCUCUUGUUAGCUGUUGUUUUUCUGAGGCUAUAAAGCUGUCUAUGGUCUGAGCAGCAGACAUCAUCCUGACGUAGGUACAGAGAUGUGGCACUAUUGUAGCAGACACUCAGGUGGGAAACAGACACCUGUACAGGUGUAAUGUGAGCAGCCUGCUCGUUGUGGCAUGGGCAGCCUCAGGGGUCUUGGCAAUCUUUUGGAAAGGGGAGCAGAGUUAAAUGGGAAGGGAGAGUUCUAAUUUCCAAAGAGGGGAUAGUUGGCAGUGAAUCUGUUUCUGAAGUGAACAUUAUGGUGCAUCCAAUUAGGAGGUUACUAUAAAUCCAGUGGGAAUGGUUUUCCUAGAGUUUGUUUCUAUAGGAAUCCACCCUAAGCUAACUUUUCACAACUCAAGUGUGAAAUUCCUAGCUUAGAAGAAAUAUUGUAGGAGCUGGAGAGAGGCUCAGUGGUUAAGAUUCUCUUACAGAGGGCCCGAGUUUAAUUCCUAACACUCACAUGGUGGCUUGCAACUGCCUGUAACUCCAGAAAUGGGAUCCAGCACCCUCUUCUGGCCUCCAAAAGCACUGCAUACUUGUGAUAUAUGCAGACAUGCAGAAAGAACAUCCCUAGACACAAAAUAAUUUUUAAAAAAAUAGAAUUUUUUUCAAGUAUCACAGAUGUAAUGAUGGUGAUCACCUUGGCUCAUUCAGCCACAUGUGCAGUCACUGAACUUGAGUUUUGAGCAGAACUCAGUACCCAAGGGAUAGACUUGUAUAAGAGAGAGGCACUAGGAUAAUGGAGGGGGCUUCUGCCCUGGAGAGGACAUCCUUUGUGACCUCCUGUAUAUGGCACUCUUUACUCAAAUUCAGUUACUGCUUACUAAAUAAAGUGGACUUUCCACAUAUUUACAAAUUAAACAUAACAUUUUGUAUAUAUAUUUAAAGUUUUCCAUUUGCUUUUUAAUGUAAAAGGCAAAUAAAAUUUCAUAAACUUCUGUAAUUACCAAAAAAAAAGCCAAAGCCAUUAUAAGUGCACUAACAGUGACAGCAUUGCUGCAGAGCAGUCACCUGACCAACUGCCUUUCCAAGGCUGUGCUUUUCCGUUGCUCUCUCUUCCUGUUUCCUGUCUAAUCACCUUAGAAUCAGAGGAGUUCCGCAUGUAACAGUGUUGUGUCCUCCCACAGAAUGUCUCUUUAGGAAAAGCAGUGGCUGAAGAACUCCCCUGGGGAGACAUUAGCUCAGAAGCCUUAGACGUGAGCCCAGGUGCACUGCAGUAUGGUGAGGCUGGAGCUUGAGUGGCAGCUGAAGCUUGACAGCCAUGCAUAACUGAUCAGGCCUAUGAACUGUGCUGUCUUCUGAUUGUGAAUUUUUUUAUUAACCUGUUUGCAUAAUAUUGUUUUCAUGUCCAAAACAAAAUAAAUAUUUUUGCUAUAUCCACCUUUUUAAUCCAAGUUUGGGUACUCAUUGUCACCAUUUUCUAUCCAUACUCUAGGAAAAUGUGCUGUUUGAACAGCCUCUGUUCAUCUAUAGCAGGUCUUCAGAUGGAGCCUCACCUGCCUUGGUCCUUAAUAGUGUAAAUAUCUCGCACAGAGCAUUGAGGCCUAUGGCUUUGAACUUGUACUGUGGAGCUGCCUUGGUUAUAGUGAGCUUUAUCUGUGAGUGUUCAGAGCAGCUGAUCACAUUGAUCAGAAUGAAAACCAAAUGCUUUGUAGUUUGAUGUAUAUGAGUCCCUGAAAAAAAAUCAUGUCUGCUCUUUUUUUUUUUCCACUGUCAUGUGACUAGAGCAAGGGAAGCCUUAAAGCCCAUGCUUGCUCCAGUUCCAAAUCCCCGUUUGUCCUUGUUCUAAGUGUGUAAUGUUACUAAAGAAACUAGUGCCCAGCAUCUGCCAAGACAGUCAAAGCAGGAGACCCUUAGUGCAGACUUUGUCAAACAGUGAAAGAUUUGAUUAGUGAUCCCAGUGCUGCUUAUAGCAGGGUAACUUGCAGUCCCCAGACUUCAUUUCCUCUAACUAGUGUCUUUCAGCAUGAUCUUUGGGGAGAAAAACCUUUUAGAGAGUGACAUUCUACCAAACUGGAAGAGGAGCAGUAACCGGAGGAAAUUCUUUAUAAUUACAAAGAAAGCAAAAGGAAAAGGAUUCCUUAAGUUUAAAACAGUGAUUAUUGGACUGAAAGGUUCUAGAAGACAUUAAGUAUAUCCUUUCAGAAUUCCAUUACAUGCUACAAAAAAAGAUGGGAGGUAGCAGCCUUGAGACGAAUCAGGUACAUUUUCAAGUUGAAACUUGAACCCUGCUUCAUUGUUAGCUUUUGUGCUGUUUAAAGGGUCUCUUUAUUUUUAAUGUACAUGAUACAGUUGAAACUUGAUGUUUUAAAAUUGAAAUGUGAGUAUCAAAAAGCAAAAUUGCACAGUUGCUAUAAUCAAGUGACAAUUAUCUGCACAAUUCAAUGAUUGUAAGGCAUCCUGUAACAAGCAAUGUUGUCUCCUAGUUUUUGAUGCCUCUUAAACUUAUGUCUUUUAGAAAGACAGUGCCUCUGUAUGCUUUUGUAUUUUUACUAAGUGUAAAUACUUGUUAUAUUUUUGGUUAAGAGAAUGUAAGGGUAUCAUUUAUUACAUCUCCUAACAUGUUGGAACCAAUAAAGAACCUGCAUUAA
Messenger RNA from Mesocricetus auratus (golden hamster), 8469 nucleotides. RefSeq names its product Rap guanine nucleotide exchange factor 6 (gene Rapgef6). The transcript has 24 exons. Bases 1006 to 5409 code for a protein of 1467 amino acids. NCBI's taxonomy places the organism in Eukaryota, Metazoa, Chordata, Mammalia, Rodentia, Cricetidae. Gene Ontology annotation, molecular function: guanyl-nucleotide exchange factor activity; protein binding. The record is from RefSeq and is a predicted model, not a curated record. Gene Ontology annotation, biological process: small GTPase-mediated signal transduction; positive regulation of ERK1 and ERK2 cascade.